CUCAACUUCAAGAAAUGAGUUCUUUGGAAAAGAAUUGUGUUCCUUCAUCCUCCAAAAUAGAACGUCUUCAGCAGUGGCAGCAGUGCUACCCCAGUGAUUUGAGCUGUCCUAUCUGUCUCCAAACCGCUAAUUUCCCUGUAGAAACCAACUGUGGACAUUUCUUUUGUGGCUACUGUCUAAUUGAAUACUGGAAACAUGGGUCCUGGCUGAGUGCAAUCAACUGUCCACUUUGCAGACAAAAAGUUGUUUUUUUGUACACCUGUUCUGAAAACCAGCCUGACAAGAAAAACAAGCGAACUUUCUAUGACAUCAGAACUUACAACAAACGCUUCUCUGGACAACCUCAGUCUUUUAUAGAUCAUCUUUAUGACAUGCCAUUUCUUCUCCCUGUUAUGCUAAGAGGAAUCUUCACGCUAGCUGCCCUCAUGUGGAUCUUUCUCUUCAGAGUUGUCGUCUGUUUUUUUGGAACGAUCAUGUGCACAACCUGCCCAAUUGAAGGGACGCUUGAACCUCUCUGUGGAAUCUUGCACACAGCUGAUAAUUUAGCUGUCAUUAUCUUACUUUUGAUUAGCUUUAUAAACAUUGGCCCUCAAAUGGAAUCAGAAGGUGCAAACAGGACGAUCUCUAGGGAAGAAACCAUUACCGUGGCAUCAUAAGGGAGGGAACUGUAUUGUCUCUGAAAAGUCAAAAUUAACCAGCCAUGACACAUUUUAAUGGACUAAUAGUGGACUUAGUUUGAAAAAGUGAUUAAGGGCUAAUGUGCUGUAUUGAAUUGUAAGCAAAUAAUAGAGAAUAUAUUAGCAGGAUGCUCUCAUGCUAAUAAAGGACUUAAAACCAGUGAGGUCUCUGAGUCUUUAAACAGGCAUUGCUGCUGUUUAAAGAAUACAUUUUAGAGUAGAGAAGACCAAAUAGUUGAUAUAUCCCUGAUUAGGAUAUUGAUGCUGAUAGUUAGGAACAGGCACAGGAAUUAGGAAACAGAGGGUACUGAGAAAAUAAGUCAGUGGCAAUACAGGAUAAAGUUUAUAUCUAAGUCUAGAUGUUAGUAGAGUAGAGUAGAGUACAGUAGGACCUCGAAAAGAUGGAUGGCUAAGUCAACCUUGAGCUGGUAAGAUUUGAACUGCAAAAUUGCAGGCAGCCAGCAGUCAGCAGAA
Thamnophis sirtalis is the source of this 1151-nucleotide messenger RNA. RefSeq names its product E3 ubiquitin-protein ligase RNF170-like. The record is from RefSeq and is a predicted model, not a curated record. Lineage: Eukaryota; Metazoa; Chordata; Lepidosauria; Squamata; Natricidae. Gene Ontology annotation, molecular function: ubiquitin protein ligase activity.